GUGACGUGUGAAUGACGUAUCCGGAAGUGCAGCAUGUGAGAAAUGAGCGUGUUGACAGUCAGAGAUAUGUUACAGUCGACUAAUUUGAUACAACUUUUAGUUGGAUGUGAUGCACCGAGCAUCGAUAUUCAUUCAGUACCAGUGGUCGAAAAUUCUAGUGAUUUAUUUUCUCAGCAGUUAGUCAGAAGAGGCGAUGGACUGGAGGAAAACAGCUCUCCGUUUAAAUUCACACCCCAGAGAAUUCGUUUAGAUAAAGAUGAUGAGUUAUUUGUGGAUGGCGACGUGCACCGACACUUAUAUUUGCAGGAUCUCAUGACGCCACUUGCAGAAAGACCUCCAGCAUUAAUCAUUUCAGAAUUCCAGUGCCACAUCGCCGGCUGUAAGCAGCUCUUUGACACUCUUGAGGGAUACGAGCACCACUAUAAUUCACUUCAUCGUCAUGUGUGCUCCAGCUGCAAGCGCGCCUUUCCAUCCAACCGUCUGCUGGAUAUACACAUAUUAGAGUGGCAUGACUCUCUCUUUCAGGUCAUGGCAGAGAGAGAGUGUAUGUAUCAGUGCUUGGUUGAAGGAUGUGGACUGAAAUUCCAAACCAGCAAAGAAAGGAAAGAGCAUCUGAUCACAACUCACAGCUAUCCAUCAGACUUCAGAUUUGAUAAACCAAAGAAAAUCAAAAGAGGAACAAAAGAGGAAAAGAUUCCUCAACAGGAAGAAAUGUGUUUGACAGGGCCUGCUAAUGUAAUUAGUCGACAUGGAGAAUCAGAGAAUUGUGAAUUGAUGGAUUUUUCUCCGACCCAAGUGUCCGAGAGUCACAAACUUGUCCUUCCUGAGCGACAAAAGCCACAUUAUUCAUAUAAGGUGCCACCAACUGUUUGCUUUGGUCAUGGCUCAGUCAGAGGCUUCAAAGGUGGAAGGAAAAAGAAGUAGAGGAAAGCUUGCAUUUGUUACAUACUAUAUCUUUUAUAUGAUCUUGGAGGACUAUUUUACAAUAAAAAUAAAACAAAUGUAAAAUCCAAAACUUUGCUGGAAGAAUGUAAUUUAUUCUUUAUCCAUCAUUCUUUGGUUAAAUUGGUGCAAGGCAUGUAAUAAACUGAAUGUAUUGGAAUGAA
Messenger RNA from Neoarius graeffei (lesser salmon catfish), 1106 nucleotides. It is a transcript of the gene znf511, whose product is annotated as zinc finger protein 511. The record is from RefSeq and is a predicted model, not a curated record. The transcript is spliced from 6 exons. The coding region runs from base 43 to 924 and encodes 293 amino acids. Lineage: Eukaryota; Metazoa; Chordata; Actinopteri; Siluriformes; Ariidae.